AUGGACCCAAGUUUGUCGCAGGCGGCUCAGUCGCGCGGCGUGGGUGGUCGACUUCACAGCGACGUGCGAGAUCCGCAAGUGGAGGAGAUGGCAUUACCAAGCGUGGGGUACACAAAGGAUCGAUACGACCCAGAUCACCCCGACGCGGACUGGGGUGGGGUUGUCAACCGAACGUUUAAGAAGCGAACCUUCCAGGACCAUGUACCGACUCGAAGUCACCUCACACCGUCCAAGGGUGGGCUCUUUCCAGCCAUCGACGCACCUACCACCCUCCGGACAACUAGCAAACGCAUUUACGACAGAGACAUCAAAUUUGUCAGCAACGACGCGGAUGCGAGGGACACGCCAUUCCGUACUGGGGUUCAUCAAGUCGGACCAGGUGGCCGACAUGAUUGCUCGGACUGGAAGACAUCGUACGCGGCGCAAUCGAACCACAAUCAAGGAAGUCAUGAGGAAAAAAAUGCACCUGGCAAAGUCAAGUUGCUUGGGCACGACUCGCAUCGCCGGCAAUUGCAACCACUGUUCGAAGUACAAAACAAAAAUCGGAGCGACGUCUUGCCGAAACUACCGACAGAGCCUUCAUCUCGAAAUUCUUCAACAAUGAAGGUGGAGCCACGACGAGGAAUGUGCUUUCUGUCGGGCAUUGGGAAGUCGUUAGCUUCGUUCGACACGCUUCAGGACAUCAAACGCCCCACGCCCCAUAUUCAGUCUGGCUUCGACAACCCGGCGGACAAGACGCUCUUGGUGGAGAACCAUCACAAUGUUCUUCUGGGCUACACGGGUCAGCGCCGUGACAAGUGA
Molecule: messenger RNA, 801 nt
Organism: Aphanomyces invadans
Lineage: Eukaryota; Oomycota; Saprolegniomycetes; Saprolegniales; Verrucalvaceae
Exons: 8
Coding region: 1-801 (266 amino acids)
Source: RefSeq, a predicted model, not a curated record